AUGGCUUUCCCUCUUCCACGGGGCGUCACGGCGUCAGAGAUUGCCUUCCUGGCGGAGAUGGAAACAGUGACGAUUGUGCCCCGCCAGCGUCUAGAAGGCCUCGAGCUACUAGGAGGUCCCGUUGAGCCACUCGUUCCUCCCCGACGUGCCUCCCUCCCCCUCUGGCUUGCGCUGCUCCUCAAACGCCAACGUCGUGCCAACAUCAUACCCCCAGCAUGGCUCCACCCAGAGCCAUUGGCCCUCAUCCUCGAAGUCGAGUCCCAGCACCAAGAUUACAAGAAUGCAUUCUCUCCACCUCCUCCCCUACCCGGCCAACCGAGCAUCUUAGACCAAGGCGCCCUCCCAACCGCUCGACCGCAGUAUACCCCCGAUGGCAAUAGAUACUAUGCAGCGCCACCUUUCCUACCCCAAAAUACAGCACAGCCCGUGGCUUCUUCGCGGGAUCCUCCCUCACUGCCCUUUCACUGGGUCGAGGUUGGGAAUUUGCUGCUCGAGGCAGCCAGCGAUGAUCUCAUGGAUCCGGAUCAAAUACGCAGGUUACUUAAAGACCUACGGGAGGUGCGCAUGGCGAAAAUGAGGUCUGGAAUCGAUGUCUUGGAUGCCGCGGCGACGGGUGGUGGUGGCGUCGCUUUGACAGGUGUUGGUUCUAUGGAGUUGGGAGAAGAGCGAGGAUUUGUUACUGGCGUGGUGGAUGGUCUUCGGAGAAUUGGGUCUUCUAAAGAACAGGCCCGACGCGAACAGAUGGCCGAGCAGAGGGCGAAUGGCGGGUACAAUGGCACCCAGGACGACGAUGAGGAAGAAGAUUAUAUGGAGUUCUGA
Molecule: messenger RNA, 819 nt
Organism: Penicillium bovifimosum
Lineage: Eukaryota; Fungi; Ascomycota; Eurotiomycetes; Eurotiales; Aspergillaceae
Gene: psf2
Product: DNA replication protein PSF2
Exons: 3
Coding region: 1-819 (272 amino acids)
Biological process (GO): DNA replication; double-strand break repair via break-induced replication
Cellular component (GO): nucleus; GINS complex
Source: RefSeq, a predicted model, not a curated record